CAGGCUCACAGCUUUGCAGGCUGGAGCAGAGAGGAGUUAUCUAAGGUGCCGAAGUAAAGGAAGCUGUUGCCUACCAAGAGGCUCCUGUCUUGCUAUUGUUCCCCCUCCCAGGAUUCCAUCAUUUAAAAAAGGGGCUGAACUUAAAAAAAAAUUGCCAUAAAUAGUCAUUUUUAACCCAAAAAGGGGUGAAUUGAUUUGCAAAAACUCUCUGAAGUUUUGCAACUAGAGCUUUUAAAAAAGUCAUAGUUGCCUAAAACCUCUAGAUCGUGACUCAAAACCACUCCGCUUUCAAAAAAAAAAAAAUCUCUUUUUUGGGGGGGAGAGACAAGUCAUUGCAACCAGUCACCAUGGUGGUGUUCAAGAAGAUCAAGACCUUCGAGAUCGUCUUCAGCGAGCCUGACAAGGUCUUCUGCAGUGGAGAGAAGGUAGCCGGCCGUGUGCUGGUGGAAGUGACCGAAGUCACCCGGGUCAGCUCAGUUAGAGUGCUGGCUUGUGGGGAGGCCAGGGUGGUGUGGAUCAAGGGACCCCAACAAUGCAAGCAGGAGAUGGAGUACCUGCGCUAUGAAGAUGUCCUCACCCUGGAUGAUCAUCCUACUGAUGAGGAUGGUUCUGUGAUCUUGAGACCUGGCAACAAAUACGAAUACAAAUUUGGAUUUGAGCUUCCCCAUGGGCCUCUGGGGACCUCGUUCAAAGGGAAGUAUGGCUGUGUGGAUUACUGGGUUAAGGCUUUCUUGGAUCGCCCAUCCUGUCAGCCUCAGGAGAUAAAGCAGCACUUUGAGGUCAUGGAUCCUGUUGAUGUCAACACUCCGGACUUAAUGUCGCCAGUCGCUGCCAAGAAAGACAAGAAGGUGUCCUGCAUGUUCAUUCCUGAUGGACAUGUGUCUGUCAGUGCCAGGAUUGACCGAAAAGGAUUCUGUGAAGGUGAUGAUAUCUGCAUAAAUGCAGACUUUGAGAACAUCUGCUCCCGGAUCGUGGUACCCAAAGCAGCCAUUGUUUCCAAGCAUACCUACUUGGCAAAUGGGCAGACCAAGGUUUUGACCCAGAAACUUUCCUGCGUCCGAGGCAACCCCAUCAUUUCAGGCAUGUCUGAGAGCUGGCGGGGUAAAACUCUCCGGGUCAAGAAGAUCAAACCAUCCAUCCUGGGCUGCAUUAUCCUGCGUGUGGAGUACUUCUUGCAGAUCUAUGCCAGCGUCCCUGGCUCCAAGAAGAUAGUUCUGGAGCUGCCUCUCGUCAUCGGUAGCAGAUCUGGGUUUGCCAGCCGCAGCUCCAGCAUGGCUAGCCAGGCUAGCUCUGAAAUGAGCUGGGUGGACCUCAAUAUCCCUGAUGCUCCAGAAGCACCUCCAUGCUACCUGGACAUCGUUCCUGAAGAUCACCGUCUGGAGAGCCCCACUACUCCCCUUCUGGAUGAUCUUGACAGUUUCGACAGCCCAAUCUUCAUGUAUGCCCCAGAGUUCAAGUUCAUGCCUCCUCCCACCUACACAGAGGUGGAUCCCUGCAACGCUAACAACAAUGUGCAGUGAGUGCCAAGAAGCAGCCGUUCCUCUGUUUCUUCUACUUUCCUGGACUCACUUUCAAUCUGCAGUGAUUGUACCUAGCCAAAGUUCAGAACGGGGUUUCAAAGCCCUGAUGCGGGAAGAAAACGUCCGAAGGAAGCGUGGGGUAGGGCACCUUCUGCCAGGCUGAAAAAUCCCAGCCAGCACGGAAGAAGGCAGAUGUAAAAGGUCUUUCUUCUAAGAUGUGCUGUAUGCACAGACUUGAUGUGAUGAGCGAAAUGCCAUGUUGGUCAGAGGCUAUCGGGCCUUGCCUGCACUCCAGAGUCCUUAAGAAUCUCCCUGGAAAAUAAAUAGUUGCUUGUGUGGAAACUGUAAUGGGAGUACAUGGGGUGGAAAAGGUGUGUGCUCUGUGGAGAGCACUUAAGAGUUGAUUUGUUAGGGAGAGGCUCGAAGCCAGCAGAUUCUGACUUAAAAAAAAAAGGCUUCUAUGCCAGAAAAAUUACCAUCAUUGUGCCUUGAAUCUGUUAGUAUGUUGUGCUAAUGAUCAGUCACGUUUGAACACCUGAUCUAUUUCUCAGUGUUUUUGUUUUUUUAGUGUCUGAAGAUUUGAAUGAAACCUGCUAUCUUACGAUUGUAAACUUGUUACUCUGUAAGGAUUGUUACUUGUGCUUGAGCUAGCACCAUAAAUCUCAAAGCUUUUUACAAUCCUCCUGUUGAGGAUUUUGGGUGCUGGUGGAAACACUUCUGUGCCUUCUUGGCAAUAGGUAGAAGUCAAGAGAUCGAAUAGCAAUCGUUGAGGGGAAGAACUUAAGGUUUUAAUAUGCAAAGGAUAUUUAUGCAUGUCUGUCUUUUUUGUUCUAACAAGCAAACGAAAACGUUAUCCAGUCCAAAUGUCUCCAAAGCCAAGAUUUUAUACAGUCAGUUCAAAGCAGUGUCCUAUGGCUUGUUUUUAUUUCUUGGGUAGCAUUUAUUGUUUGACUUUUGAGUUUUCUGAAUCUGCUAAACAAGCGUAAGCUAAACUCCAUAAUCCUGUUGAGAAGAAUCACUAUCUCCGUCCUCCUUUGUUUUGAAUUUAUCUUCCUUUGUGCAGAUAAACCAAUGCAGCCCCCCCCCAAAAAA
Chelonoidis abingdonii (Abingdon island giant tortoise) is the source of this 2612-nucleotide messenger RNA. RefSeq names its product thioredoxin interacting protein (gene TXNIP). Gene Ontology annotation, biological process: protein transport. Lineage: Eukaryota; Metazoa; Chordata; Testudines; Testudinidae. Gene Ontology annotation, cellular component: cytoplasm. Gene Ontology annotation, molecular function: ubiquitin protein ligase binding. The record is from RefSeq and is a predicted model, not a curated record.